Messenger RNA from Knipowitschia caucasica, 294 nucleotides. NCBI's taxonomy places the organism in Eukaryota, Metazoa, Chordata, Actinopteri, Gobiiformes, Gobiidae. The record is from the annotation of a GenBank genome assembly.
AUGCAGGAUCUUCCAAAGCAGCUAUAUGGCAAUGAUUGCGGCAUCUUUAUGUUGAUGUAUUCACUGUACACUGUACUGGAAGCGCAGUUUGACUUCACAGUUGAAGACAUGCCAACUCUGAGGAAAUGGUGGUGUUUGUUACUGAUGGAGACCUUUGACCUUGGGAGCUAUGGCAAAUUAUUUGCCCAUUGGCUUCGAGGGGAAGUACAGCCAGUUCUGAGGGUGAAAAAGCGCAAGUUGGCACCUGUGCAACAGACAGACCUGUUGCCUGCUACACAAAUGCCAGAUGAGUGA